Bipolaris zeicola 26-R-13 is the source of this 858-nucleotide messenger RNA. RefSeq names its product glycoside hydrolase family 131 protein. NCBI's taxonomy places the organism in Eukaryota, Fungi, Ascomycota, Dothideomycetes, Pleosporales, Pleosporaceae. Bases 1 to 858 code for a protein of 285 amino acids. The record is from RefSeq and is a predicted model, not a curated record. The transcript is spliced from 2 exons.
AUGUUCACCCAGACACUCUUUUCCAUCGCCCUAGCGGCCUCUGCUGUUCUUGCUGCCCCCUCUUCAGGCGGUGCUGUUCCCAAGUGCCCCAUCGUUUUCGAUGGCCGUGUUCCUCUGAACGCCACCCUCGAGUCUUUCGAUUCCGCUGCUACCAACACCCUCUUCAAUGCCGGAUUCGUCAAGGGCAACAACUUGACCUGGUCUCAGAUUCUCAAGUUCCCCAAUGUUGGGGCCUCCCGCUUCGACUGUGGCUUCAAGCCUCUCGAGCUCACCAUCUCCGAUGCAUCCAUCUUCAUGAAGCAGGUUGGAUUCCGUCGCGCUGAGCUCCAGUUUCUCAAGGAUGCUGCCGAUGGCGAGGGUGGCAAGGGCGUCAAGACCCUCCACUGGAGUGUCAAGCAGAACCCCCAGAGGGCCUUGAACCUGACCCACGAGUACCUCAACGUGUGGCACGAGGCCGCUGAUUUCAGCAGCAACCAGAUCCAAUUCCAGGCCGGAACCCUCAUUGGCAAGAGCGAUGCCGACAAGAGCAGCUUCAAGAUUCUUGACCGCACCAACAAGCAGCUCUGGGCUACCCCCAUCGACUUCACCAACUGGCAAAACUUUGCUAUCACUCUCGACUACGUUAAGAACGAGGUUACCAUCUUCUACAGCAAGGGAAAGAGUGCCCUCAAGAAGGUCGCCGGCCCCAUCAGCGCUGACCUCUCUGGUGGCGGCCAGUACCACUGCGGUAUGCUCAAGAAGCCUACUGGUACUUCUGAUGUUGCCAAUGCUGGUUUCCAGGAGUCUCCUCUUGACGAGAGCCAGAUCUACGGUGGUCUCUUCCUUGAGGACUCUUCCAACGGCUGUGUUUCUCUCUAA